Messenger RNA from Xenia sp. Carnegie-2017, 1695 nucleotides. RefSeq names its product putative GTP-binding protein 6. The transcript is spliced from 6 exons. Gene Ontology annotation, cellular component: cytoplasm. Bases 36 to 1691 code for a protein of 551 amino acids. NCBI's taxonomy places the organism in Eukaryota, Metazoa, Cnidaria, Anthozoa, Malacalcyonacea, Xeniidae. The record is from RefSeq and is a predicted model, not a curated record. Gene Ontology annotation, molecular function: ribosome binding; GTP binding.
AAUGGUUAUAUUGUUAUUAUCCCAAGGAUUACAAGAUGGCGAAUCGUCUCCCAUUUCUUCACCUUAAGAGACGAGGAGAAUUUUUAUCAUUAAAACCUGUGAUAGGCGAUAUUUUUGGGACGAUAAGUUGUCAUGCUUUAAGGGCAGUUUUCACUGCCUGUAAUUUGAACGUGCGCACGUUUGAUGCUUCACGUUUUAGUCGUGUAAAAUGUUAUAAAAAAAAAUAUUUACCAUUUAAUGUAAAUUUGUUAAAACGUUUGGAAGGCGACUGUUUUGUGAAAGGUAUUUCAACCAGUAGAUCAUGGAAAGAUGAUAAAACAUGUGAUAUCAAUGAUAUUGAAGUUGUGAAUUAUGAAAAUUUUGAAUUUUUACAACAGCUUCGAGAAAGGACUGGUUUUUACAAGAACCAUAAUAUUUUGGUAAUUCAACCAAAUUUUAAAUGGGGUAAAAAUCGAUUUCAUAAGGAAAGUGUUGAUCACAUGUUUGAGGAAGCCUUGAGUCUUGUUCACUCCAUAAGCAGAUGGAAUGUUGUUGAAGGACGUAUAGAACCAAUCAGAAAAUUAGAUCCACGUUACUUUUUUGGAAAGGGCAAGUUGGAUGAAAUAACAAAGCUUGUUGAGUUGCUACAGAGAAAAUGUUCUUUGACAGCUGUGUUUUUGGAUUGCAGCAAGCUUACACGACGUCAGCAUUUAGAGCUGGAACUUUUAUGGAAUGUUAAAGUUUUGGAUCGAUACAGCCUAGUUAUUCAGAUUUUUAAAGAGCGAGCUGUGACUAAGGAAGCAAAAGUUCUUGUAGAACUGGCAGAGUUGAAAUAUAUUAGGUCACGGUUGAUGAUAGAUGACCAAGCACACCAUGAUCAACAGCGUGGUGGUACUUAUUCAUUUUCUGGUGCAGGUGAAACCCACAUUGAAGUAGCACGUAGGGUUUUGAUGAUGCGACAAAUGAAACUAAGGCAAAAACUGGACAUCAUUAGAAAACAACGAAAGUUGAUUCAACAGGAAAGAAACAAAAGAAGAAUACCCAUCAUCUCAGUUGUUGGUUACACAAAUGCAGGCAAGACGACCUUAAUUAAAGCAUUCACUCAUGAUACAAAAAUACAACCAGAAAAUAAGCUUUUUGCAACACUUGAUGUCACAGCUCACCGUUGCAAGUUGCCAUGUGGAAUGACGAUCAUUCUUGUUGAUACAGUUGGUUUCAUCUCUGAUUUACCAAAUGAACUGCUAGAGUCAUUUUCUGCCACAUUACAAGACAUCCUUAACUCGGAUCUUAUUCUUCAUCUGCGUGAUUCAAGUCACCCAGAAUUCGAAGCGCAAAAAUUUCAUGUUCUUGAAGCAUUAAAAAGGCUCAAAUUACCAACAUAUUUAAUGGAAAAUAUUGUUGAAGUGAACAAUAAAAUUGAUUUAAGAGAUCCAUUGACAUGUAAUAGUUUCAUAGAUGGCAAGAGCUUUAAUGUGUCUGCGAAAUACGAAAUGGGCUUACAGUCAUUGUGGAAUGCCGUUCAAGACAUGCUGUUUAAAAUAACUGGGCGAGAAAUCAUGACAUUAUCUAUUCCACAGGAUGGACUUCAUCUAAGCUGGUUACAUCAUGAAGCUACCGUUUGCCAAGUUGAAAGUACAAAAAAUUGUAAAUUGAACGUUAAUGUUGUAAUGGACGCGUCAACCAUUAGAAAAUAUAAAGCAAAAUUUGAAUAACUUC